CCGGCUGCAAGACGACGCUUUCCUCGUGUAUUCCUUCCUACGGGUCUGAAGACUUUGUUGAUGGGGACUGUACGAGUUUCAAGCAGACAAAUUGAUUGUAAAGCUGUGGAUGGUGAAGUUCGAUGCAAAAGUUGCAAGGAGCAACUGGUUGCAGCUCUCAGUACAGUGGAAGUUAGCUGUGAAAUAGAUGACAUUUUGAGUAAACUUGGCCAUAGCUGCACACCUUCUAGAUGCUUUGUUUGUACUGAGCAAGAUCUAACUGUCAAAUGCUUAGUUUUACCUCAAACAUCUACAGUUUGGCCAUUUUCUGGAUUAAACUGCAUUUGGAGUGAGGCCGAAGGGUUGACCUAUGUGCCACUGGUUUGCUCUAAUUGUAGUACUCACUGCUCGCCUGAGUCUCCUCCUCUUGUAGGAUUCAAAGUUGUUCCUUGUAAUCGACCGUCACUGAUGAAGAGAUUGACUGAGGUUUAUCUUUUACAAUCAGCUGUCGAUUAUACUCAAUAAAUGAAGCAGAAGACUAAGUGAAUUAUCAAAUAGAGUUGCACUAAAGAUGACUAUUUGAUGAGAC
Corticium candelabrum is the source of this 568-nucleotide messenger RNA. RefSeq lists its product as uncharacterized. Lineage: Eukaryota; Metazoa; Porifera; Homoscleromorpha; Homosclerophorida; Plakinidae. The record is from RefSeq and is a predicted model, not a curated record. The transcript is spliced from 6 exons. Bases 61 to 504 code for a protein of 147 amino acids.